AUGUCUUUAAACCAUACAAUAUCGCUGACUGAACACUCAACCAGGACAUUUUCAGAAAUCGAACAUGAAUAUUCUACACAACCGUUCGUUUCAUCAGCCGAUAGAAGAACCGCAGUGGAAGAUGACAUCCAACUCAAGCCGUAUCCACCUAGUUAUACAACACAAGUCAUUGAAAAGAGCAAGGCCAGCAGCCAUCCAGAUAACGAUUCCAUCAUGUCGAAAAAGAAGCGACGCUGGUUUGUAUUCAGAAGGAUUGCCUAUAUCGUCAUCAUGAACGCAGCUAUUCCCAUUGCCCUGUAUUAUAUAUUGAAAGAACAUUUGCCUGCUGUGUGGGCAUUGGUGUUAUCGAGCACGCCUACCAUGAUAUCGGUCAUCGUCCAGGCCAUGUUCAUGAAGCGAAUUGACUCUAUCGGUGUAGCAGUUAUAUUUGGUUUUAUAUUAUCAGUUGUUUUGGCAGUGUUAAAUGGAGAUCCAAAAAUGCUGCUGUUGAGAGAAUCCUUUGUCACGGCAGGCGUCGGUGUGGUCUGUGCCAUCACCCUGCUACCCAUCCGUUACAAAUCGUUUGUUUUAAAACCAGUGCUGUACUACUUGGCGAGUGAUCUCAUUCCACUCAAGCCAGUGCAAUUUCAGGAUCCAGCCAAACCACCACAGAAACGCAUGGAUUUCUACUGGCAUCAUUCGGCAUUCUGCAGAUUUCAUUUUAGACUUUUGACAGCCAUAGAUGUCGUUAUUUUAGAACUGGAGUUUGGGUUGAAGCUAUUCUACAUUUUGCGAUUUGACAUCGACACCGUGGUCGUUUUGAGCAACUCAACAUUAUCGGUUAUUGGCAUCAUUGUAAGCUUGUCGACUAUUGGGUACAUAAUGCAAAUCAGAAAGCGCCUAAGAAAGGAUGAACCACAAAUGUUGCAAGAGGCUAUGGCGGUUUCUUAA
This is a messenger RNA of Mucor velutinosus, 930 nucleotides long. RefSeq lists its product as uncharacterized. Lineage: Eukaryota; Fungi; Mucoromycota; Mucoromycetes; Mucorales; Mucoraceae. The record is from RefSeq and is a predicted model, not a curated record. The transcript has 3 exons. The coding region runs from base 1 to 930 and encodes 309 amino acids.